AAAAAAAGAACAAUUAUAAAAAACAACAAACAAACAAAAUCUUGCCUAUCAUGGAAGUUAAAGAGAAAAACCUUAGCCAUCAAUAAAAAUCAACUCUCUUCCCGUCUUAACAAAAAUCAAAAACAUUAAUAAUUGCGAAUAAAAAUUCAAAACCAACACAAAAUAAAAACCAAAAUGACAGCAAUGCCUGUUGUUUGGUGCACUGACCCUAAUUCAGUGAACAAUAAGCCAACAGCAUUUGCUCUACAUGGCAUCCAAUUACAAGGUAAUGUCACAGAGAAACAAGUUCUUGCCUUGCGAGAAUUGGUAAAUGCCGCCGCCGAAGGUCGCCUUAUAUUGCCCUCCGAUGGAACAUUUGUCCUGCUCGAUAGUGGUAUCAGUAUUGAAAGUUCAAUUGUUAAAUCAGCCACACAAAGUGCCAAAUCUGAGGAUGCCGAUGCAAAUGACAAAGAGAAUAUUGACUCUCAUCAUCAUGGUGCGGAACAUCAUCAGUCACAGAAAUCCGUUCUGCCACUUAAACAACCAAAUAAAAAUACCUACAUCCUAAUGCCGGUGACAUCGAGUUCGAGUAAUAACGUCGAUCAGUCAGUUCCGCCACCAUUGCCGCCAGCAGGCAGCAAAUUGUCUGCAAAGCCUCCCGAUCUAGAGCCGAAAUACUCGUCGGAUGGCUGUGAUAAUGGCAUGGAAACCACCAGCACAGAUGACAUCCUCUACGAGUUCCUCUGUUGUGCCAAAUGUAUGAAUGAUAAUUACUCCCGUUGCCCCACGAAUUCAUUGAGUUCAUCGACAAAAAUGAACUCGGCGAUAAUGCUCCAGCGAUAUCUGAAGACGUGUUCGAGGUCGUGCAAAGCUGAUCAAGAACACGAUCCCAUCUACACGAUUGCCAACAAAUACAGCAAGCAGCGUCAGAAACGCCACCUGAACAUUGCCGUGGCUCGAAAUAAGCAAAAAUUCGGAAAGAGCAGCCAACUGAAGUUUCAUAUUCAUAACGGCAAGGUCUUGCAUCAUCAGCACCACAGCGCUGGACUACAAAACGCACUCAAAAUGGAAUUCCCAAUUUAUGCAACCGUCAAUAAGCAGCAAUGCAAAUCCGAACAGCUGCAAGCUAUAGUUGAAAGUCCAUGUCAAAGAUGCAGCCAAAGUGAUAUCGAUAGAAUCUUCACCAUCCAAGAAGAUGCCACGAUCAGCAACGAUGCCCAGCAACCAAUCUGUGAUAGCAAUGAGACUGUUAAUCCAAGUAAUGUACAACAACCCGACUUGAUUAUCUUCGACGACGACGACGCGGUGCAAGCUCCGAUUGCCGAAGAGGAACAUAUCCUGUCGGAGAGCAUCAGCCGGCUGGUGACCAUCGAUGAGGAGGAGAAACCCGCUGACAAUAAUAGCAAUGGCUCAAGUCGAAAGACCAGCUUUGACUCAACCUGCACGAUCAGUUCUAUGGACUCUGGGUUCAUUGAGAUGCAGAACCGGAUGGAUCAAAAGCAGAUGCAUCCUCCUCUGUCGAGCGUUUUCGAUGGACGUCUGAUGAAUAAAGACACCCAGGGCGCCGCUGUUGAGAAUCCAGAAGAAAAAGGCGAAAAGAUCGCUCGACUGAACUACAAAGAAUGCCUUACACAGUCCCGGAACCGUCGGAAGUCCUAUGAAGAAUUUAAGGCCAUCUUCUCGAGUGCCACAACAUCACCGCCGACCAUUAGUUCAUUAGCAAGAGAAACAACAGACAAAUUGGAAAAGCCAGCUUCACGUCGACGAUCAUAUCAAGAAUUUCGAUCGAUGUUUGCCCCCGAUUUUGCUCCCCUCAGCGCGGGAGCAUCCUCGUCCAGCAAUCAUCAUCUGGAAUCGAUUCUCGAACAAAGUAAAUGUCCACUCGCAGCAGGCUCAAGUUCAGAUAAGGAAAAUGAACGUGCCACUAACCUGGAAGUCCAUUCACCAUCGAUGACGACGACAGCGAUGGCGACGGCUACGGCUCCGGCUAAGGCAACUUCCACAUCCGCCACCGCAUCCAUGGAAAAGAGAAAUGCAAAAUUAUUGUCUAAAGAAACCGAAACCACAAUUCUGCGUAAGAAUUCCGAUUUCCUUUCGAAAAUUCUCGAUCAUAAUUUGAUAUCGAACGAGAAGGAAAAGGCACGCAUUCGACGAAAGUCCUAUGAAGAAUUCAAAAAACUCGUCAGGGAAUGUGAGACCUUUGAUGCCACCGCCAAUGCUACAUCUACGUCAACAACAACCGCCACAACAGAAUCUGCAACAGCAGCGGCAGCAGCGGCAACAGCAUCGUCUCCAUUCAAAAGGCAAAAUUCCCGUCAAAGAAAAACCGCAUCGUUCCUCAUGCGAAGAAAUCCAUCCAAGGAAAUCGAACGCACAACAGAUGUUCAUAAUCUGAAAGCGAUCAUCUCCAAAUUAGACUCGGACAUUGAAGCGGCAGGAAAAGUUCUCUCAAAAUCUGAGUCAUAUAAACGAAACUUCAAAAUCUACGAUAAACUAGUUUAUGGCACCAUUUACGAUAUAAUCCAGCGUAAGAAUGACAUUUACAAUUUGACAUAUCAAAAAUAUGACAAGUACAUGACAUAUGGAACGAUUUAUGAGAUUCUUCACCGUAAGACAUCACAAUCAGACUUAUUUGAUCGUAAAAGUCUAUCGGCAAUAUCAGAGAAGGGAGAGAAGAAUAAAAGCGAUAAAAAAUCACCAACAAUGAUUUACGAUAUCAUUCAAAGGCAUCAAAAGCAACAGCAACAAUUGCAACAACAAGAGGAGGGCAAUAGCCCAUCGAAUACAAUUGGAUCAGUGCCAAGUGUCAAAAAGUACGGAACCAUUUACGAUAUUGUGAGGGAAGGUGGCGAGUCAAUCGAGAAACCAUCGAAACUGACAAAAAAUCGAUUCUCUGUGAGCAAGAUUGAUGAAUCGGGAGCCAAUUUGGAUAUAAGUGUAACUGACGGUCCCUCCACAAUUCUUACACCUCCGAAACGCGCAGACGAUGAAGUCGAACCAAAAGUGCUUAAGGCCAAGAAACCCACAAAAAUGCGUCGGUUUUCAAACAUUCUUAGCUACAAGUCAUCUGCUCCAUCUUCUGCACAGGUUGCAUCGGCAUCUGUAAAAACCCAAGCCAUCGAAGAAGCAAUGACCGUAGAGGCUGCAAAAAUCGAUUCCAUUCAAGAGGAACCCAAGACUGAAACACUUUCAUGUGAAGAUCUGCUCGCUCUAGACACUGACGAGCUAUACUCACGAAUCAAUAAAGAUAGAUUUGAUCUCUCGCGAAGUGGUCACAUGAUCAAAUCCAGCUCACUCGAUGCCAUUUCGACAUCGGCGGCGGCCCUUUCACCACCAUGCUCUCCCAAAAUCCCUGCCAAACAUCAUCUAAAGUUACUAAACCAGCAUCAGAAGCGGUUAUCCAAGAAACUGUCAAUCGAUAACAGUGAAAUAAGCCCGAUUCAUAGACAGCGACAUUACACCCAACAAAACUAUUGCAAGGGACACGUGCCCUGCCUUCUAAAUGACAAACACUGCGCUGACCCAGAGCAACAACUUUCUGUUGACAGCACAUUGACAGUUAAUGCCAACAUUUUGCCACCAUUAGUCGCCAACGCCACCGCUGCUGGUGGUGGUAAUGUAGUGGUUCCAUUAACAUCAUCAUCAAAGCAAUUUGAAAGUGAUUGUGAUUGUUCAAUUGUUAAGACGUCAAAUUCACUGACAGUUGUUCCGUCGAAUGCGUCGUCGAUGAUGUUGGGAAAUAGUGCAACCACUCAAACCCCCCAACAGCACCCGAUUUUAGUCAGUGUACAUCACCACCAUCACCAUCAUCAUAGCCGAAGCAAUAGCAUCGAUAGCAAUUGCAAUUCUAUGACUGUUAACAAUGGCGGCGGCAGCAGCAACGGUAAUGUCUUAAUCGAUAGCAAAACCGAUAAAAAAUACAAACAAAGCUCAUUUUUGGCAAUCGACUCGUUGGCGGGCGGCCCUGCUGGUUGCAGCAGCAGCAGUAAUAACAUUGGUGGAGGUGUUGCCGGGCAUUCUGGAACAGGAACAUCGCCCUGCUCAUGUCAAUGCACUAUUAAUGCCACAACUAGCAGCACUAAUCCACCAAAGAGUGGUGGCAGAUUAACGAAAAAAGGCAAAUCGCGAAGACUUUCGGAAUUUACGAGAGGUGAAUUUUUAAAUGAAAAAUCAUGGUAUUUCCGAAAAAUAAAACGCAUCGAGGCUGAAAAGAAAUUGCUCUUACCCGAAAAUGAACAUGGAGCAUUUUUGAUCAGAGAUUCAGAGAGCCGACAUAAUGACUAUUCGUUAUCAGUACGAGAUGGUGACACAGUAAAACAUUACCGCAUCAGACAAUUAGACGAAGGCGGUUUCUUUAUUGCACGACGAACAACGUUCAGGACUCUUCAAGAACUUGUCGAACAUUACUCAAAGGAUUCCGAUGGAUUGUGUGUCAAUCUAUGCAAACCAUGUGUUCAGAUUGAAAAACCAGUCACUGAAGGCUUAUCUCAUAGAACCCGCGAUCAAUGGGAAAUCGAUAGAACCUCCUUGAAAUUCGUUCGCAAACUUGGCUCUGGCCAAUUUGGUGAGGUAUGGGAAGGUUUGUGGAACAACACCACACCGGUGGCUAUCAAGACUUUAAAAUCUGGUACAAUGGACCCUAAAGACUUUUUGGCUGAAGCUCAAAUUAUGAAGAAAUUACGUCAUAAUAAAUUGAUUCAACUGUAUGCUGUAUGUACAGUAGAGGAGCCAAUUUACAUUAUAACCGAACUUAUGAAGCAUGGAUCUCUAUUGGAUUAUUUGCAAGGCAAAGGACGAACCUUAAAGAUGCCAACUCUUAUAGAUAUGGCAGCACAAAUAGCAGCCGGUAUGGCAUAUUUGGAAUCACAAAAUUAUAUUCAUCGUGAUUUGGCUGCACGUAAUGUGUUAGUGGGUGAUAAUAAUAUUGUGAAGAUUGCUGAUUUCGGUUUGGCGCGGCUAAUUAAAGAAGACGAAUAUGAAGCUCGUGUUGGUGCCCGUUUCCCAAUCAAAUGGACUGCCCCAGAAGCCGCCAAUUAUAGUAAAUUCUCAAUUAAAUCUGACGUGUGGAGUUUUGGCAUUUUACUAACUGAAUUAGUUACUUAUGGACGUAUUCCAUAUCCAGGUAUGACAAAUGCUGAAGUAUUAACUCAAGUCGAGCAUGGCUAUCGUAUGCCAGUUCCACCAAAUUGUGAAUCACGUUUAUAUGAGAUUAUGCUCGAAUGCUGGCACAAAGAUCCAAUGCGUCGGCCUACUUUCGAGACAUUACAAUGGAAAUUGGAAGAUUUCUAUACAUUGGAUCAAAGUGAUUACAAAGAAGCUCAGGCUUACUGAUAAAUGCUUUAAAUUGCAAUUUUAAUUUAAACAAAAACAGAAAAUUAAAAAAAAAAACAAUAGUAUACAAUUGUACACAAAAAAAAAGAAGAAGAAAACAGAAGAAAAAGUUAUUCUAUAUAUAUAUACAAUGCAUAUAUUUUUUUUGUUCAUACAAAAAUAAUAUAUUUAUUUUCUCUUAAAUAAUUUCUUCUCCGCGCGAUUCCGUAGUAAGACGAACACACAACCAACAAAAACAAUAAAAAAAAAGAUAAGUGUAUUUAAAAAAAAAAAACAAAAAUUCUAGUAAAUGUAUUUAUCACAAAUUAUUUAAACAAAAAUCUAAUAGCACAGACCACCCACGACAUAAAAUAAUUACAUUAUAUAGAUUUAUUUAUUGCAAUAGACUUUUUAAAUUUCCAAUAUUUACUAAAUAAUACAAAAUCAAAAAACAGAAAUAAAUUAAGAUAAAAGAGAACAAAAAUUAAACGAAUUAUAAGCUAUUAACAAAAAAGAACUCUUUAUUUAUAAAAUUGUUUAAUUUAGAGCCAAAAAAAAUCUCUUUUUUAUAAAUAUACAUAUAUACCUACUUAAGUAUGUAGAAAAGGUACUGUUAGUCAAUUAUUAUUUGUUUCUUCCAUUUUAAAUAUAAUUUUCAUUUUUCUACAAGGCAAGGCAAUAAUUAUACUAUACAAAAAAAUGAAAAAAACUAAGUUAAAAGAAAAAAAAAUAAUGUAACUUACUUACGGAAGCUGGUUUAAAUAUUUAUUUUUAUAUUUGAUUUCAUAAUAAAUGUUGUAUAUUCUUCCGCGCGAAUUUGAAAUUUUGUUGGUUUUGCACAAAUGACAAUACUUUCUGUUCAUUAAAUCAAAAAGAAACAAAACUAUAAUUUAUUUAAAAGAAAAAAAAACUAGAAACGAACCUACACGAAAUGUCUUCAGAUUAUUUUUGUUUUGUUUUUAUAAUACAACUAUUUUGAUUUUGUUUUUUAACAAAGAAAAGAAAAGCUUUUGAACACACAGAUACACACGCACGAAUGUAUAAAACAGUAUUAAGUUUAUAAUCAAAUCAAAAACAAACAAAAAAAACUAAAUUUUAUAAACUAUGUAAAUGUGACUUUAUGUGUAAUUAAUUCUGAACAAUUCCAGCGUAAGAGCUGCUUUAAAUUUAAGAUUUUAAAAAGCCAAAAAACUGACACCUUCUUUAACACACACAAAAAAAGCACUCCACUGCCAUUCAGUUUGCUUAAGUUGCUUUUCAAACAAAAAGGUUUCAAACAUGAAGGAUAUUUUGUAUUGUUUUUAUUAGUGUAAAGA
This is a messenger RNA of Eupeodes corollae, 6605 nucleotides long. RefSeq lists its product as uncharacterized. The transcript is spliced from 9 exons. Lineage: Eukaryota; Metazoa; Arthropoda; Insecta; Diptera; Syrphidae. Gene Ontology annotation, cellular component: extrinsic component of cytoplasmic side of plasma membrane. Gene Ontology annotation, biological process: cell surface receptor protein tyrosine kinase signaling pathway; innate immune response; cell differentiation. The coding region runs from base 175 to 5310 and encodes 1711 amino acids. Gene Ontology annotation, molecular function: ATP binding; non-membrane spanning protein tyrosine kinase activity; signaling receptor binding. The record is from RefSeq and is a predicted model, not a curated record.